AUGUCGAGUGGUCAAUGGGAAGUUGUUGGAAAGAACAAGAAAUCGCAGAAUGGAAAAGUUAAAACCAAGGAAGAUGAAAAGAAGUCACUCAAAAACGGACCGAAAUUGGAGGAUGUCGUGCCCCAUUCUCAAAUCAAAUCAUUUUACUCGGGCAUGGAAAUAGAUGAAGAAAAGAAACCAGCUAAGGAAAAGAAAAAAGAAGGUGAUAAGAAAAAGAAUAAGGAGAAAAAAAAUGCUGAACCUCCAAAGCCUAAGCCCCCAAAAACUGUAGAAGGCGCCUUUGAGGCAAUUGACAUAGCUGAAUUAGCCAACAUAAUAACUACAAACAAGCUUCGAUUUUCGAAUGCCCCUCUUGUCUGGCUCAAAGAAGUUGCCACAUUCCUCAACUCUAAGACACAAAUAGAAGUUGAAGACCCAACAUUCUCUAACUAUGAUCCAUUGUACCCUCUUUCUGCUGUCCCAAAGGAAAUAAGAAAUUCUUUGGCGGGUGUAUUACAUGAUGCAGGGAAAGCCAAUGCGCAAUUGUUCUUUGAUGUCACUCUCACAGCUCUGGCUAAUGAUAUGAGCAGAGGUCAAUCUGUUAAUGGCCACAGGUUGCUACUCCAAAUGUUGGCCCAAGAUUAUCCAGAGUUUUGUGUUGCAUCCGUCCAAAAGAGCGCAAGCUUGCGUAACUCAUAUCAAAACAGGCCGCCAAUAGGUCUCUCAUUACUUUGGGCUUUCGGUCAAGGUGGCAUCAGCAAUUUCGCUGUUGGUCUAAAAGCAUGGCAAGAGCUGUUCCUGCCUGUGAUUGAGUUGAAGAACUAUACAAAAUACGUGGUAGGUUAUUUAUCUCAGUUGCUGGACGCCCACAACAUGAUGGAGAGUACUAAAGUGAGCCAGGACCAGCUGUUUGCUAUGAUCGACUUGGUGAACAACAAGCGAAAUAGUUUACCGAAAGAUCAGUCAAGUGACCUUAUCAAGCAAUUAAGUAAAUAUAAGGAUAUAUAUUUCAAUAAAAGCAAUAAUAAACUUCAAGUGACCUUCAAUCAACUUAUGAAAAAGUUGCCCAAUCAGUACCUGACUGGGUCUACAUUGGAUCCUUAUUAUAGGGUUCUUGUGGACUGUUUAGUAGACUGCUUAGUUAGAGACGACUCCUGCAAUGCAACUUGGAGACAAUUAUUCCAUAGAUGCACCAAACAAUCAUCUACUCUCCUGGACUAUAUUGACACCAACUGGGAAGAAGUCAGUCUAAAAAUAAAGAAAAAGUCGUUGAAAACCACUGUAUUGCAAUACAAAGAAGUCUGUGGAGAAGCUCUGAAAGGAAAAAAGAAGGAUGAAACUGUUGUCAAGACCAAUAAAAUAUGCCAAUUAAAGGAUAUUCUAGACAGAAUGACAAGCACUAGAAGGUUUCCUUGGAUUUGGGCCAGUUUCUUCCUACUGGUUGGCAUAGCUGGACUGAUUGCUUAUGAUGUCAACAAGUCUGGCGGGAACUUCCCAAAAAGCACAACGGGUCGCUUACUAAAUGACUUGGGUGUGCUGGAACAUAGCCAGCUCGCAUGGCAGAAGACUCUAUCAACAUCGGCACGCGGUUACCUAUGGCUGGAAACGAACGCACCGAUAUACUAUACGCAAACAGUAGAGAUAUGCAAGCCGUAUGCAAUCUUAUCCAAAGAUGUUGCAUUCAUAGCUGCCAAGAAAGCAGGUACAUUGUACUCCAAUGCUAGAGAAUACGUCGUUGAGAAGACUCCGGUAGUUCUUGCUGCCAUAGAGCAGUAUGCGCCAGGACUGGUAGAUAAUAUUCAGAGCUAUACUGCGUCUGGCUUCGGAGUUGUCAAGAAAUACUCCAACGAUUAUUACCAACUAACCACAGAAUAUUUGACGACGAAAGUGUUUAUCGGCGAGUGGGCGCCAGAGAUCCUUCAAAACAAAACACAGACUGCCCUCAACGUGACCAGGUCCCAAGUGUCGUCCUACUUCCACUGGUUCAGAGAGCAAGUUCAUAUCUACUCUAAGAUACCCUGA
Molecule: messenger RNA, 2001 nt
Organism: Arctia plantaginis
Lineage: Eukaryota; Metazoa; Arthropoda; Insecta; Lepidoptera; Erebidae
Source: the annotation of a GenBank genome assembly